AUGGAUUCAGUGACUGCAGAUGAAAACACUCAGAAUGGGCCUUCUUCAAUACGAGCUAGACGAGCUAAAUUUACACGACCUAACAGUCCAUCAUCAAUUGAGAUGGAAACACAUUCUGACAGUGAUGAAUCUGAUCAGUAUACUUCUGUAUAUGAUUCAUCGGAUGAACGUGAAUCAACCAAAGAUGUCAACAACAAUAUGUCUGCUGACGUCUGUGUUGGUUAUCUCCCCGCAAUUAUUUUAUUAUGUGCUGUUUUGUCCGCUGUUUUGUGCUGGUGUUACUACAGUUCUUUUUCAAAUUCAAAUGCAAAUGCUCCAGUUUAUUAUCAGUUGACUGAGUUGGAGAAAUCUUUUCCUGGCCAAAACCCUCGUUUAUGGGCAGUUUUAAAAUCCACCAUCAUAACACGAAAGAGGUCCUCAAUAUCGAAUACAGAUGCUGACACUACCGAUGCACCCAAAGUCCUUCUUAUUUGUCCCUCUUCUGAUCCAGCGAAAAACGGAAGCUAUCAAUUGUUUUUGCGACGUUUCGAGAAUUCUCUUGGCAAUAUGAAACGCCAUUGGAAAUGUGCGGUCAUUGAUCCUUUUAAAUCCCUCCUAAAUAUUUCCCCGGACCAAGUAAAGCGGAAUAUUCACGACGAAAUGGAGCAAGCUUAUCGGGCUGGUCUAAAAUGCCUCCAUGUGGUAGGUAUCGAUCGAUUGUCUGGUGAUUCGGCAUUGGCACUCCAUGGGAACACUGACCCUCUCAACUCCCCAUUUAGGGAUGCUUUUCUCCUCUUUAGCAUACGACAACCGCCAGAGGUCUCUAGUCAGACCUCGCAACGGGAAAUGGAGACGGUCCUGAGGAAAUACUUACGAUCUCUCUGGGAGAGGGAUUUAGGUCGGGAUGCAGUCUACGCCCUAAUCAAUCGAUUAACUGGUCGCAUUGGUAUUUUUGAAAUUUGA
Molecule: messenger RNA, 942 nt
Organism: Rodentolepis nana
Lineage: Eukaryota; Metazoa; Platyhelminthes; Cestoda; Cyclophyllidea; Hymenolepididae
Source: the annotation of a GenBank genome assembly